UGACAGCGUCUAGUCUUCAAAACGCUUAAAAACUGUGCUUGAUUUCUUGAUUUACUUGUUGAAUGUUGUAGACGAGCAUUGAAAGCAACCACAAUGUCGCUUAGUGGCAUGCGAGCGCGUAUGCUUCAGAGAAAAAAGGAGAGAGAAGGUUUAGAAGCAGAAAUAUCAAAAUCAGUUUCUAAAUCACAACCGUCUGUCUCUGAUGGUCCAAAAACUGAUAGUAAGCCAGAAACAACCACAGCCAGUACAUGUUCUGCUCCCACACCAAAGGUAGCAACAGUCUCGGUCACACCAGACAUAGUGAAAGACAGCCAGGAACCGGUCAAAGUAGACCCAGAGGUUGAAAAGAAGGUUCUGAUGGUACUAUGUGAUAUUAAUCUUGACAUCCCCUGUAAUGCAGCUGUCAUUGCAGACCAUACCACAAAGGCUCUGGGAAGAGGCAUCACUUUGGCUUCCAUUGAGAUCUUACUACAGAACUUUGCUUCUCAGCAGCUAAUAAGCAUUAUCACUGAAGAGAAUCCUUCCUCUGGAAAAAGUAAAUAUGUUGUACAAGAUUUAGAUCUGACAAAGCUUUUUGCUGUGAUUAAAGACCCAAAAUCAAAGAAAAGAAAAAGAGAAGAAGAGGAAGAUUCAGAGAAUGAACCACCGCACAAGCAGUCCAAACAACAGGGUGCCGAGGGAGGGAUUGAUGACAUUGAGAGUUUACUCUCCAUGCAAUCAGCCAAGGAAAGAGUCAGCAAACAAGUCAAUGAAGAAAUUCAGCAGCUACUUACACACCCUACUGCAAAGGAACAAAUUUUGGUAUCAAGAUUCAAAUCUCAAGGAGGUGUUGCAUUGCAAGAGUUCUGCCAGUAUGGAACCAAAGAAGAGUGUCAGAAAUUAAAUGAAUCUAAAGAGAAAUGUGAACGACUUCAUUUUAGAAAAAUCAUCCAUAAACACACCGAUGAAUCCCUUGGAGACUGUUCAUUUCUUAAUACAUGUUUUCACAUGGAUACAUGCAAGUACGUUCACUAUGAAAUUGACUACCCAGCCAAAAAUGAAACAGCGGGUAUGAAGAAAGAAGCCUUGCUGGCAAAGUCUGCUCUGGAUAAAAGCAAUGAGGGAGAAGUCCACAUGUUUCCUCCCCAGUGGGUACAAUGUGACCUAAGAAACUUUGACAUGUCGACCCUGGGGAAGUGUGCAGUAGUCAUGGCAGACCCUCCGUGGGAUAUCCACAUGGAACUUCCCUACGGAACCAUGCAAGACGAUGAAAUGAGAAAACUAGAUGUUCCAGUCCUUCAAGACGAUGGAUUUAUAUUCCUCUGGGUUACAGGAAGAGCCAUGGAACUGGGCAGAGAAUGUCUUGAUCUGUGGGGAUACAAGCGUAUUGAUGAGCUGAUUUGGGUGAAGACCAAUCAACUGCAGAGAAUCAUCCGAACGGGGCGAACCGGGCACUGGCUAAACCACGGCAAAGAGCACUGUCUGGUUGGUGUAAAAGGGAAUCCCAAGGGAGCCAAUAGGGGUCUAGACUGUGAUGUGUUGGUGGCUGAGGUGAGAGCAACCAGCCACAAACCAGAUGAGGUGUAUGGUAUCAUAGAAAGGCUUUCCCCAGGGACUAGGAAGGUGGAGCUGUUUGGGCGUCCCCAUAAUGUUCAACCCAAUUGGAUUACUCUUGGUAACCAGCUAGAAGGAGUGAGAUUGAAAGACCCAGACAUUGUGAGCAGAUUCAAAGAAAAAUAUCCAGAUAGUAAUUGCUUGGAACCCCCUAAGCCAAAGACCUGAGACUACCCCAGAAGAAGUUGAAGGCUCAAAUUUCAUGUACAUGUACCUGACUCCAUAGAUAAAUAAUGGUGUCCAGGCUAUUCUACACCUUCCACAAACACAUACAUUUGUAUGUACUUGUGUGUAUUUGAGUGGGGGAAGCAGACAACUAAUUGUUAUGUUGUUUUGUUAUGAAUCUUUCUGUUUGUUGUACAUUUCUUGGUGUGCAAUAAAUAUACAUUUUGUGUGUUGCAGGGAA
Molecule: messenger RNA, 1999 nt
Organism: Magallana angulata
Lineage: Eukaryota; Metazoa; Mollusca; Bivalvia; Ostreida; Ostreidae
Product: N6-adenosine-methyltransferase subunit METTL3-like
Exons: 16
Coding region: 94-1761 (555 amino acids)
Cellular component (GO): RNA N6-methyladenosine methyltransferase complex; nucleus
Molecular function (GO): mRNA m(6)A methyltransferase activity; mRNA (2'-O-methyladenosine-N6-)-methyltransferase activity
Source: RefSeq, a predicted model, not a curated record